Messenger RNA from Eurytemora carolleeae, 1026 nucleotides. It is a transcript of the gene Phb2, whose product is annotated as prohibitin-2-like. Gene Ontology annotation, cellular component: membrane; mitochondrion. Gene Ontology annotation, biological process: mitochondrion organization. The transcript has 4 exons. Lineage: Eukaryota; Metazoa; Arthropoda; Copepoda; Calanoida; Temoridae. The record is from RefSeq and is a predicted model, not a curated record.
AAAAUUAAAAGAUAUUUACAGAUAGAAUAUAAUAUUAAAUGGCUGACAAACUGAAUGACUUGGCAGGAAGGAUGGGAAAGGCUCCCAAAGGUCUUGGAACAGGAAUUAAACUAUUGGCCGCCGCUGCAGCAGGUGCUUAUGGAUUACAGCAGAGUAUGUUCACAGUGGAUGGAGGACACAGAGCUAUUAUGUUUAAUAGGAUCGGAGGAAUCCAGGAUUAUGCUCUUACAGAGGGAUUACACUUCAGAAUCCCUUGGUUUCAGUAUCCUAUUAUUUACGAUAUCCGCGCUAGACCAAGAAAGAUCACCUCCCCUACUGGUAGCAAGGAUCUACAGAUGGUUAAUAUCUCUCUCAGGUAAAAGAAAAAAGGGGAAGAGGAAAGAAAAAAAACACUAUAAUAAACACUAAAAAACCAAAAUUUAACAAAAACCGUAGCAAAAAUCACAGGGGGGACCUUGAAGUUGACCUAUUUAGGGUACCAAAAUGUUUCCAUGCUGAUCAGGAAACAGUUGACCGACAGGGCCAGAGAUUUCAACAUUAUCCUGGACGACGUGGCUCUUACCGAACUCUCCUUCGGUAAAGAAUACGCCGCCGCGGUUGAGGCUAAGCAGAUCGCCCAGCAGGAGGCCCAGAGAGCCGCCUACACUGUCGAGAAGGCCAAGAUGGAGAAACAACAGAAGAUCGUCCAGGCCGACGGAGAAGCCCAAGCUGCAACUAUGCUCGGAGUUGCAAUCACCAAGAACCCCGGUUAUCUCAAGCUAAGAAAGCUGAAGGCUUCCACUCAGAUCGCAACUGUGAUUGCACAGAGUCAGAACAGAGUUUACCUUAACUCAAGCUCCCUUCUCCUCAACGUGGCAGAACCCUCCUUUGAUGCUGCCCUCCUGGGGCUUGCCAAGAAAUAAGCGCCAUUUUAUUCUAUAAAAUUGGUUGAAAUUCUUUGCUUCAACCUCUGCCUGGUUAUUUGCAUUAUGUCAGUUAUAUUUAAUAAUAAAUCCGUCUUCUUGACUUUAAAUCUAAGAAGUGUAG